AUGCCUUCAUCACGCGAAAAUGCCCGACUUUGGCUGCUCCUUUUCAUCUUCUUCCUUACCCUCUUUUCACGCAGUGACGGCCCAUCAUCUAUAUUGUCAUCGACCUUUGGCAAUGACCCCGGUCUUGUCCAGCUGAGAGAAGCCCAUGGCAUCCUGAACAGCACCACAUGGGGCGCAUUUGUCCCCAACGAAGUCAAGGAGCACAGCCCACCAUGGGAUAGUCCACGCUUCCUCAACCUAACAGGCUUCAGAUCGACUGAUGGCUUCGCAUGGAAGGACCUUACAUACUUCAAAAACCGCUGCACGCAAUGGAGCAACCACGUUUACCCCCCGGAUUCCUCUGGCAUCAGCUGGAAUCAUGGACCAGAAAAGAAGACAUGGCAAAAUGCCACUGGAACCGUUCAUGGGAAGUGGGUGCGUCGCAAGGGCUCUGUUCCAAGGACCGCUGCUUCGUACAACUUGACGGCCAUCGCCCCCGGCGUCGACUGGGCGUUCGAAGAAGAGCACGACAUCACAGACGGAUGGGCCUGGAACGUGACCGGUAACCACGGCACCAUCCUUCUUCGUCUACAUGAAGAUGAUAGCGAUGUUGUGUAUACGGAGCCACUGGAAGAUGGCGAGCAACUGCAUUCGGCAAGUGUGGCUAGGGAGAUUUCGGCUGUGGCAAAUAUCCAAGAUGAGGAGACUGCUACUGCAUCCAGCUUCGCUCUCCGUCUCUACGGCGUCCACUGGCCGCGCCAAGGCUCUAUCCUUUUGACUACGACGAGUGAGAAGUUUGCUGGCAUUUUUGGACUGCCGCAUCUGUCCCCUGAUCCAGAAUUCUUCCACUCAAGUCAAAUGCUUCUUAAUCGGACCAUAGAUGCUGUUCUUCGUAGAAGGGAGAGGAGUAGGUUCUCUGGUUCCAGCAACCCAUGGACAGCGGUAGUCGAAGAAGAUGGGCUGGACGAUGUUCCGAUCCCACGUUGCGAGUACAUCAUGUACUUGCAGCUGCAUCCUAUCCACUACAAUGUUUUGGGGGAUGAUAAUCCGAACCACAGUCCCCUAGAAAUUGACAAGCUCGAGCGCGAACUGCGGUUCCCGACUGGGGCGCCCAGGUGGGGUGUACCCGAGCUGCGCAUGUCCAUGGUUGCUUGGUCUCCAGACUGCUCAUAUUACCUCGAGUCGAAGGGGCCACCACUGUUCCCGUCGGUCGAGGGCGAGCAUCUGGUCGGCGUCAAGUCAGAAAUACUGCUUGCGCGGAUCAAGUUGUGGAUGUUUGGGUUCGCAGCUAUUCUGAUGGGGCAGUUGUGGCUGUUACAAGGGCAAAUGAAGGAGUCCAAUACUCCGUCAACCCUCGGCCGCAUCAACUUCUAUACUGUUGCGACGAUGCUGAUGGCUGACGGUCUCGUAUUUGUUUGCUCGUCAGCCUGGAGCCUGUCAGCAACUAACACUUUCUUGCCAUCUCUGAUGCUAACCUUUGCAGCCUUCAUGUCAAUGACCAUCGGUGCCGGGUUUUUGUCCGAAAUCUACAAGAACCAAGAGCCAGAAAGGAGGCGUGAACAACAACAACAGCAGCAGCAGCAGCAGCGGACAAACAAUGCCCAGCCUACCGCCGUAAACCAGUCCUCAUCAAGUGGCAGGCUCCCUGCCCCCGUAACCGCCGGACCUGUUCGCCCACUAUCUCCCCCAAUCAUCAUCCCCUCUGACCAAGAUAUCGACGCUGAAAUCGCUGCCAAUUCCUCCCCUGGUGCAUCAACCUUGCCCACGGGCGCAACCACAACUGGCCCAUCCCGACCUCGACUUUCCUCCUUCGCCUCCAUCACCGGCACCUUCGUCUUUUCCGGCAUUCUAAUUCUCAUUAUCACAGCCUCCUCCCUAUCCUGGCCGCCCCGAGCCCGCGCCAUCUAUCUCAACAUCAUCUCCUUUACCUAUCUUAGCAUGUGGGUGCCGCAGAUACGCCGAAACAUCCUGCGCAACUCUCGCCGCGCCUUCGCCUGGCGCUUCGUCAUCGGCCAGUCGGUCUUGCGCCUACUGCCGUUCGCCUACUUCUACCUAGUCCGGGACAACAUUCUAUUUGUGGAGCCCGAUAUAACGGUGUUUGGGCUGCUGUGUGCGUGGGUGUGGAUACAGAUUUUUGUGCUGGGAGUGCAGGACGUGUUGGGGCCACGGGCUGGGAUCCCCGCUAACUGGCUACCUCCCGUGUGGGAGUACCAUCCUGUGCUUAGGGAGGAUAAUCUUGAGGCGGGUGGACUGCCGAUAGGGUUGGUUGCUUCUUCUUCGGGCUCGACGUCGGGAGAUAGCGCGCCGCCCUCGCCGUCUGCCGAUCGGAAACGGUCGUGGUCGCUUGGCGCGGAUGAGACGCCGGAAGAUGGGGCUCGUCGUCGCGAGCGGGAGAAGGAGUUCCAGCGCCAUGCUCCACAGAUCACAACUCUGCUCCUUGACUGCGACAACACCCUCGUCCUCUCGGAGGAACUCGCCUUUGCAGCCUGCGCAGACCUCCUCAAUGAGAUCGCCUCCUCCAAAUUCGUGCCCCUCGGGCAGCCCUUCACGGGCGAGCAACUCGUCGUCGAGUUUGUGGGGCAAAACUUCCGGGGCAUGCUGCACACCUUGCGUGCACGCUGGCAACAGGAACAUCCGGGAUACGAGGGUUUGACGGAUGACGAGAUUGAGACGUAUGUGAAGUUGGAGGAGGAUAAGGUGAUUGAGAGGUUGAAGAGAGAUUUGGUGCCUUGUGUAGGCGCUGAAGAGGCGUUGAAGAGGGUUAGAGAGAAUAGAGAGGGGAUCAAGAUGGCGGUAGUCAGUAGCUCGGCGCUGAGGAGACUGAAGGCGAGUAUUGAGAAGGUUGGGUUUGAGCGGUUCUUCAAGGAUGUUGAGACUGGAGAGCAACUGCUCUUCAGCGCGGCGAGCAGCUUGCCGAAGCCAACGAGUAAGCCCGAUCCGGCGAUCUAUUUGUAUGCGAUGGAGAAGCUUGGAAUCAAACCAGAGGAGUGUGUUGCUGUUGAGGACAGCAAGAGUGGGACGCUGAGCGGUACCAGGGCGGGGAUAAAGGUCAUCGGGUAUGUUGGGCCGUAUAAGGCCGAAGAGAGGGAACAUAUGGCCAAAGUGUUGAGAGAAGCUGGCGCAAUCAUUGUUAUGGAGGAUUGGGCGGAAUUUGAGGAAUGCCUGGCAAAGAUCGAGAGUGGGAGCGUUUAG
Molecule: messenger RNA, 3171 nt
Organism: Thermochaetoides thermophila DSM 1495
Lineage: Eukaryota; Fungi; Ascomycota; Sordariomycetes; Sordariales; Chaetomiaceae
Exons: 2
Coding region: 1-3171 (1056 amino acids)
Source: RefSeq, a predicted model, not a curated record